AUUUUUCAUCCCUCCAACAGUUCGGUGUCAUGGCGGAAUCUGCAGAGUGUCCUGCUUUCCAGCUCGGGAGACCCCGAUACGACCAGGGUUCAUUCCUCGGCCGUCUGAGACACUUUGUUGACAUCAUUGACCCCAGCACCCUGUUUGUGUCCGAGAAACGGCUGAAAGACUGCAUCAAACUCCUCGAUGAUUAUAAACAUGGCUCGCUUCCACCUGGAGUUUCUGAUCUUCAGCUGUGGGAAGCCCAAAAGAUCAAGCAGGCCAUCAUUCAUCCUGACACAGGAGAGAAGAUCUUCAUGCCAUUUCGAAUGUCAGGUUAUGUACCAUUUGGAACACCAAUUGUCAUUGGCCUUCUUCUCCCAAAUCAGACUGUGGUGUCUACCAUUAUAUGGCAGUGGCUGAAUCAGAGUCACAAUGCCUGCGUGAACUAUGCCAACCGCAACGCCACAAAGCCUACACCAACAUCCAAGUUUCUUCAAGGCUACGUUGGAGCAGUGUCAAGUGCCGUGUCCAUCGCAGUGGGAUUGAAUGUGUUGAUUCAGAAGGCCAACAAGUUGAGUCCUGCCACCAGAAUGAUAAUACAAAGAUUUGUCCCAUUUCCAGCUGUAGCUAGUGCAAACAUUUGUAACGUGGGCCUGAUGAGACACAAUGAGCUGUCUGAAGGUAUUGAUGUGCUGGACAACAAUGGGAAUGUGGUGGGCUCCUCCAAAAUUGCUGCAAGACAUGCAAUCACGGAGACCGCCUUCACACGUGUGGUCCUCCCGAUGCCAAUCUUUGUCCUGCCCCCCAUCAUCAUGUCCUACCUAGAGAGGCUGCGAUUCCUGCAGAGCAACCGCAGAUUGUUGCUGCCCAUCCACAGCAUCGUGUGCUUGGUUACCUUCGGCCUCUCCCUGCCUGUGGCCAUCAGCCUGUUCCCCCAGAUGUCUCAGAUUGAGGUGUCUCGCCUUGAGCCGGAGAUCGCCAUGGCAACAGAUUGCAAGGUGGUGACCUACAACAAGGGUUUAUGAUGGAUGGCGUGGUGUGGGAGAGGAGAGGAGGCUGCAUUGUGAAAACCCCAGGGUCCCUCCUGUCCACAGGUUUUGGAUCAUCGUGUACCAACACAGGGUUUUUCAACCUGUUUUUAUACCCCACCAGUUGUCCAGUCAAGGUUUCCUCCGAGCUUCAAAAUCGCUGAGAUUUUUCCCCUUUCUUGCUGUGCUCAAGAGCAAGAAGGAGCUCUGUAUAUAGAAAUGAUGAUAUAUUUAAAAUCAGUUUUAUAGCAUUAAAUUUAUUUUAAUAUAUACAAUACAGUGUUUCUCACACGAAGGCUAUACUUUAUAAUUUACCAACCAAGUAUAGUUAUGGUUGUUCAAGUAUAUUUUGACCCAUUUUCACAAUGGCAAAGGUUCAUUAACACAGUUUAAACCUGCAAUACCUGAUUUUUUGGCCACUCUGGGAAGCGAAAAACAAGCUAUUACACUCACAUAUCAUCACCUUUUUAGUCUAUAUGAUGUACUUGUUAGCAAACAGUUGCCUAUUUACACAUCUAGCAGAUCCGGUGCAACAUUAGCUUUCAAUUGGAGUCAUGUUUUUAGCCAUCAGGCGAAUGUCAGUCCAGUAUUCACUCUCCUCCUUUUUUGGUCUUCAACAACUCCUGAGAAAAAUCUAUGUCUCUUUAGCUGCUAA
Thunnus maccoyii (southern bluefin tuna) is the source of this 1665-nucleotide messenger RNA. It is a transcript of the gene sfxn5b, whose product is annotated as sideroflexin 5b. NCBI's taxonomy places the organism in Eukaryota, Metazoa, Chordata, Actinopteri, Scombriformes, Scombridae. The record is from RefSeq and is a predicted model, not a curated record. Gene Ontology annotation, cellular component: mitochondrial inner membrane. The transcript has 15 exons. Gene Ontology annotation, biological process: monoatomic ion transport; mitochondrial transmembrane transport; citrate transport. Gene Ontology annotation, molecular function: monoatomic ion transmembrane transporter activity; citrate transmembrane transporter activity. Bases 30 to 1007 code for a protein of 325 amino acids.